This is a messenger RNA of Trichobilharzia szidati, 4656 nucleotides long. The record is from the annotation of a GenBank genome assembly. Lineage: Eukaryota; Metazoa; Platyhelminthes; Trematoda; Strigeidida; Schistosomatidae.
UCUGAUUCGACUGGUAAUAAUGUCCUCCAUAUCUGCGGUAUUUGUGUUGAGUCAGUCGCUUCUAUUGCAUGUGUUGGGUGUAGACUCGAUGAAGGAGGAUUCAGUCAGUCAGUCUGUCUGUUUUCGACAUGGAACUCUGCACAUAUGUGCGGCAGUUCAAGUCGCCACACUCCAUGUGGCACACAAAGGAAGAGAAGAAAGUAGGAGAAAUGCAUAAUAUAGACGGUAAACAGAGGUGUGAGACAAAGGAGGAUUCAGUAAUCAAUCUCUCACGCUCUCCACCUACCUACAUUACUUUUUAGAAUUUUGACUCUGUCCCACUCUGCCAUUCCUCAGUUCUAGUCUCUAAGCCUGUCUUUCGCAUUUUACAGUCAGGAGUAUAUUCGGGCACCCCGAAUAUAUGGUAUAGUUUUGUUUGACAUUAUUCAGAGUUUUCUGAACACCUUAUGCGGAAGUCUUGUUGUGUUUGGCAUGCGAUUCGCUCCUGUCAUAUGUGAGACGAUGCUGCAGGACUGGUGUGUGACGACUCCCAGAUUAAUGAUAGGGAAUGAGUGGGUUGACCGCUUUACUUAUUUUCGAAGUUGCACCAACCCCAAUGGACCGACUUCUGACAAAACCUCAUCAUGGAUACAAAAUUCUUGUGAUGCAUUUGCCAACUUCACCUCUGGCGUAGAUGUGGUAUGUGACUAUCGAUCAAAGGAUAGGUGUUCAGCGCAGCAUUUCGUUCAUUCCCUUCAUGGCUGCGAAAAGUGGUCGGUAAAAGCUUGAUACAUGAAGUGGAUGGUUGUCUUUAACUACAGGUGUUUGAAUUGUAUCUCCCGUGUUUUGUUAUUAUUUAAUGUUAUUUCCUUGUAUUCUGAGUGGGACAUCGGGCUCCAGCAGUACAUCUCUAUUUCACGUUCCUCUCUGCAGCCUUUUCCAGUUAGCUCCGCGUUAACCCAUAAGUUUUUCAUUUCUUCCUUAUAUGAUUUUUUCCAUGACACCCUCGAACGCCGAGCUUGCUUUCAAUUUGAGUUCCACUCGAGAACCAGGUGAGCGAUGUCGCUCAACGGUCCAAUCUAUCUCCAUUUCCUUCGGCAUAUUUCCUGGACUAUGGGUUCUCGGUUGGUUCGUCUCCAGAGAUUCUUGCAACUAAUCGUUUCUGGCCAUCUGAUGACAGUCUGCAGCAGCCUGUUGGAAAUGCUUUUGUUGACUCACUAAGCCUGAACCAUAUAGAAGCACUGAGUUGACAGUAGUGUUGCAAAUCCGAAUCUUGUUCUUUAUGCUGAUUGCAGCAGGUUUCCACACUGAUUUCAGAAUAGUCCAGUUCUGUCUUGCUUUUCCAAUCCUGGGUUUGACAUCCUCAUCUGUGCCUCCUGUAGUUGAACCAAUGCUCCCUAAAUAAGUGGAAGAGGCGUGACUACUUUUAGCUUCCUCCCAUUGAUAGUGACUGGUGUUUGUUGUUGUUGGUAAAUGGUGUAAUAUAGUGAGUAAUAUUAAGGUUAGGUGUAGAACGUUAGGUAAAGAGGGCAAGUCAAUCGAUGAGGUUGUGAAGCUGCAUCGAUCCAGACGUCAGGGAUACGCCGAGCAGAGUUAACGGACAUAUGAUAAGGUCAUAAAAGCGUUAAGAGAGGUCAAAUCAAAACCUAGCAUUGAUCGAUUUUUCUGAUUUUUUUUCUCAACCUUUCCAUGCUAUAUGGGGUGUGACAACUUGAAGUGUAGCAUAUCUGUGCAAAGUCCCACGUAGGGAAGUCAAUGAAUCAAUUAGGUAAGCAACAGAAAUUAUAAAAAGCCGCAAAAUAAUAAUAAUAUGCUCUAUUCCAAAACAGUAAUUGUGAUACAGAAUUGAACUCUCAGCAUUUUUACUACAGUAUUGCAUCCAGUUAGUACAUAAUCAAUUGAUAGAAUUCUACAUAGAUUAAGGAAAUCUCAGUUCAUUAUGACAACAACAUAUUGGCAUGUCGGUAGCAAAGCCAAAGUUGAAGUGAUUGAAAGUGUUAGAAAAGUAACUGCUAUCAUAUUUACUGGCGUAAGCGAGAGAAAGAAACAAAGCAGCACAUAACAGAAAAAAGACAGAGAGAAAAGGAAAAGAAAGAAAACGUUGUAUCUAUAAAUGAUAUGUGUUGGAAAGACGAGGUUAAGUUGUACUACUGAAUAUUUAAUGAAUUAAAGGUGUCACGCCUGAUGCUUUCUUUAUCGCACAGAACACGAGCUAAGUAGGGUAUGGUUGAGUUUUUGUACUUGCUGGUGCUAGUAUAUAGUUUCCUAUAUAGGCCUCUGGUUUUGCCUGAUGAAAUGCAAGGGCAAAGUUGUGAGUGAAGAGGGUAGUGUGAGUUAGAUAAAAUGGAUUUGGCCCAUAAUAUUUAGUUUAUCAAAUAGUUACUUGAAGUAAUCCCAGUGUGUUUAAAAAAUCGAAACAAAAUUCUUCUGAACGCUUUGUGUGUAAGCUACACCUCCUUCAGCAGAAUUAUUCGGAUUUUAAUGAUCAUCAAACCGAUGAUAUGUAGGUCUCUAAUAUGAGCAGUUUUGAUCGAAAAUGAUUAUCCGAAAAAGCUGCUAAACAACAUUUCCAAUAGAAAUGGAUGAAGAAGGAGGUAAGAUUGAGAAAUCUUGGGUGUCGACGAUAGCCAUUCCACAUCGAAAAGACAUCACUGAACAACCUCAAAGGAUACUUGCUUCACAUAAUGAUUUAGUCUAUUUAAAUCCCUCUAAUUCUUUAGAGGAGGCUGUAGUUAGUGUCAGAUAUUUAUUUGCUACAAAACUCCUGUGUCUAUAUGCUAACCUGUUUUGAAUGUGAAGCUUGCUAUAUAGAGGAAAGAAAUAGAAAGACAAAGGUCAGAGUGGAUGAACACAGACUGUGCACAAAACGUCUAUGUAGGAAGGAAGUUGAAUUGAAGAGUCUGGACGAAAGACCAGCUAUAGAAAUGCAUGUUUUAGAAGUGGUCAUAAGAUCGACUUUGAUAAUAUCGAAAUACUUGGAAAAGGCUUUGAUCUAAAAUACGGUGUGCUUCUCGUCGCUUUGCCUUCUCACUAGUCUAUACUGUCUACUUGUUUUACUACUGACAGUGUUGUAUACUUUGGAUUUUGUAGGAACCUCUCAUCUGAGGUCUAUUCUACAACCAUUGCAAAGCUUCUACCAGUAGACACGACUCCAGCAGUGAACACUGUUGUGGAUUAUAUUAAUAAUUUGUGUUGGUGGACUUUAACUGAUAAUAUCGAGAUACAAGGGAAAAGCUUCAAUUCACAUUGAGAAAGGCUGACGUCUGAAACCCUGCAUAAUUUAACCACAUCGAACGCAAUAAAUAGAGGAAACGAAUAGACUGAUCAACUGUAUGGCGAACUCCGAUUAAGCGAAACCGAAGAAAAGUAAUCUGUUACCAUUUCUGACCUCUGAACAAUUAUCAUGAUUCUCACGUGAGAUCACGUGUUUUCCAAGCAGCAAGUAAUGUGUGAGUAAUUCUGCUGAACAAGCUGUGGCUUACACAGCGAAACGUCCAGAAAAAUCUUGUCUUGGUUAUCUCAACACACUGGGAUUAUUUUAAGUGAUUUCAUAAUGAUUCAAUCUGACUCGACGCUGAAAUUAUUCCAGGGAAUUCGCAAAUUCUCCGAGCUGGUAUUUCUAACAUUAGUGUGUUUCAUUUUGUAAAUUUUUUCCCUUAUAUCCAUAUAUGGUGUCACGUAGUUAUUUUUUCAUCUUGAUUAUUUACACUAAAGCACGAUUUCCACAUUUUGUUUUCUGUCUUUACAACAUGUGUGCUUUUCCUGCAUCAUUUUCAUGUCAUUUCAUUUUUCACUAUAGGAUUUUAUAAAAUGACUGAUGUCACAGAAUCCCGGAGAUGUUUCCGUUGUCGCGUUUUAUUUAACACUGACGAUGAGUUUUGGCAUCACAUUCUAAAUGUGGAUUGUGAUGAUUCAAUAAGUGCCACCGCGGUUCAGACUUCGUUGCCGUGUAGUAUACACCCAAACGAUGAAUCACAAUCGGUAUGUGCAUCAGUCAGUGGCUCUUAUGUUGGUGGUCUUCGUGAUGAGAAUUUUCAGGCAAAAGAAGAUUUCCAAAUGAAGUCCACUUCGCCAGAACACCAGUGUAAAAUAGAUUCGUCUCCUGGAGCACUUGGAAGAAGUACAGAUACACCUGUGUUGAGUACUGAGUCAUCCUUAUUCUGUGAUGUUUGUCAAGUACCAUUUACAUCGAUUAAAAAUAAAGAAGAGCAUGAGAAUGGUAAAAUGCAUAAAAAGCAAAUUGCAUUGAAGUCAAAAUGCACUGGUCAAUUGAAUAUCAGUCAGUCAUCAAGCGUUAUUGAUGACGUACAAGAAGGUUUGUCAAAGAUUCACAUUCACUGGCCAGCAGCAACACAGAGUUCUAUGAACACCAACUCACCUGUCAACGAAACUGUUGAUACCGAGCAACAACCCACACUGCGAAAUAGUGGUCAAGAAGAAAUCAUCCGUCUCCUACGUCGAUUGUGCCUGACGGAAAUAUUAAUCCUACUUCGUGAUCUGGAUGGUAAUCCACAUAUUAGUUCAAGAAAUGAUUCACCUGAAACAGAACCGACAUCCAGUAUUAAUGAACGAGAUUUAAUCGAAAUGGUGAGAACUAUCUGUCGUGAGGAGUUGCGUGAAAUCCUACCGGCAGCUUUACAACAUGCUUCUCACCAGUCCAGAAAUGUCAACACGUAG